Molecule: messenger RNA, 1272 nt
Organism: Aspergillus terreus NIH2624
Lineage: Eukaryota; Fungi; Ascomycota; Eurotiomycetes; Eurotiales; Aspergillaceae
Product: putative UPD-GlcNAc transporter (Mnn2-2)
Exons: 3
Coding region: 1-1272 (423 amino acids)
Biological process (GO): transmembrane transport
Cellular component (GO): endoplasmic reticulum membrane; Golgi membrane
Molecular function (GO): UDP-N-acetylglucosamine transmembrane transporter activity
Source: RefSeq, a predicted model, not a curated record
AUGGUCCGCAACGAUGUCAACAUCAUGAAAGCAAAGCCGCGGAGUUCAACAUCGAAUGGAACUGUACACAAUGAGACCGACGACGCACAACCGAAGACUGAAUCGCCAGAAUCAUCCAGCCCAGCCAGCGUAUUAGCGGCAGUGACUCACGCAUCCAUCCCCAGUUGGACCAGUAUCGUGUUGAUGGUCUCGUUGAUCUUUGGUGGCUGUUGUACCAAUGUAUACGCGCUUGAAGCGAUUAUCAAGUAUGUGUCCGUCCAUCUUCUACGCACUAGAACUCCAAGCUUCAUAUCCCUUUCCGCCGGCCCCAAGUCAUUAUUCCUCGCGCCGCGCGCUAUCCCGCUAAGAUCAUGGAUCAUCUAUACCGCAUACUUCCUGUCCGUGAACCUCUUAAACAACUGGGCCUUCGCAUACAAAAUAUCGAUACCCCUGCAUAUCAUCCUACGAUCCGCCGGGCCUGUCGCCUCCAUGGUGAUCGGCUACAUCUACAAUGGGAGGAGAUACUCCCAAGGACAGAUACUGGCCGUCGCAAUGCUGACCGUAGGCGUUAUGGCAUCGGCCCUGGCCGACGCCCACGAGAAGGGCCAGUCCAUCAACCUCGUUAACAGUGGAAAUGAUUCCUCCCUCACCGAUUCGGUGAUCGGGUUCACAAUCCUCGCGCUGGCAAUGGCGCUGUCCGCGUUCCAGGGCAUCUACGCCGAUCGACUCUACGAGACUUACGGCCGGAAUAACUGGAAAGAGGCGCUCUUCUACUCGCACACGCUGUCUUUGCCGCUCUUCCUGCCGGCGUAUACGCAUAUUGUGUCGCACUGGAGGGGACUCUUCGCGUCUGCGUCGUUGCUCUCCGGAAUUGAAGGUAUUUCGGGGACGCUGAGCCAGGCGCUGGAUUCGACUGGCAUCCCAGCGGCAGAGUCUUCCGUCGCUUGGGUCGCCAACACCGUGUCGGAGAUUCUCACGAGUCUCACAAACUGGAAAGCUCUCUGCAGCGCGCUGGACCACAUCCCAAUGCAGGUGUUCUACCUCGUGAUGAACGCCUUGACGCAGUAUCUGUGUAUUCGUGGUGUUCAUCUGCUGGCUGCUAAAUCGUCCUCGCUGACCGUCACCAUUGUGCUGAAUAUUCGCAAGUUGGUCUCGCUGUUGAUCUCCAUCCACCUGUUUGGGAAUAAUCUCGCGCCUGGUGUCCUGCUGGGCGCGCUUUUUGUUUUCGGUGGGGGUGCGUUGUACGGGUUUGAGGGAGCCCGUUUGAGAAAGGCGAAGGUCAAGCGAACUUAG